This is a messenger RNA of Miniopterus natalensis, 1521 nucleotides long. It is a transcript of the gene NSUN5, whose product is annotated as NOP2/Sun RNA methyltransferase 5. NCBI's taxonomy places the organism in Eukaryota, Metazoa, Chordata, Mammalia, Chiroptera, Miniopteridae. Gene Ontology annotation, molecular function: RNA methyltransferase activity. Gene Ontology annotation, biological process: rRNA base methylation. Gene Ontology annotation, cellular component: nucleolus. The record is from RefSeq and is a predicted model, not a curated record.
CCGUAAAGGCGCGCGGGAGUGGUGCAUGGCGCUGUACGCGGCGGCAGCGGCCGUGCUGGCUGGCGUUGAGAGCCGCCAGGGCUCGAUCAAGGGGCUGGUGUACGCUAGCAGUUUCCAGAACGUGAAGCAGCUGUACGCGCUGGUGUGCGAGACGCAACGCUACUCGGCCGUGCUGGACGCCGUCAUCUCCAGCGCCGGCCUCCUCCGCGCGGAGAAGAAGCUGCGACCUCACCUGGCUAAGGUGUUAGUGUAUGAGUUGUUGCUGGGAAGAGGCUUUAGAGGGGGAGGAGGCAAAUGGAAACCUCUGCUGAACCGGCACCAGGCAAGGCUGAAGGCUGAGUUAGCCCGGCUGAAGGUUCAUCGAGGUGUGAGCAGGAAUGAAGACUUGUUGGAAGUGGGAUGUGUGCCUGGCCCAGCCUCCCAGGUGCCUCGAUUUGUGCGGGUGAACACUCUCAAGACCUGCUCUGAUGAUGCAAUCGAUUAUUUCAAGAGACAAGGUUUCUCCUACCAGGGUCGGGCUUCCAGCAUCGAGGACCUAAGGGCCCUCAAAGGGAAGUGUUUUCUUCUGGAUCCCUUGUUGCCAGAAUUGCUUGUGUUUCCUGCCCAAACGGAUCUGCAUGAACAUCCGCUUUAUCAUGCUGGUCACCUCAUCUUACAAGACAAGGCUAGCUGUCUCCCAGCCAUGCUGCUGGCUCCGCCCCCGGGUUCCCAUGUCAUUGAUGCGUGUGCUGCCCCAGGCAAUAAGACCAGUCACUUGGCUGCUCUUCUGAAGAACCAAGGGAAGAUCUUUGCCUUUGACCUGGAUGCCAAGCGGUUGGCGUCUAUGGCUACUCUGCUGGCCCGGGCUGGAGUCUCUUGCUGCCAGCUAGCCGAAGAGGACUUCCUGGCAGUUUCACCCUCAGACCAGCGUUAUCGUCAGGUCCAGUACAUUUUGCUGGAUCCUUCUUGUAGUGGCUCUGGUAUGCUGACCAGACAGCUGGAGGAGCCUGGGACAGGUAUACCUAGCAAGGAACGCCUGCGUGCCCUGGCAGGGUUCCAGCAGCGAGCUCUGUGCCAUGCACUCACUUUCCCGUCCCUGCAGCGCCUGGUCUACUCCACGUGUUCCCUUUGUCAAGAGGAGAAUGAAGAUGUUGUACAGGAGGCCCUGCGGCAAAGUUCAGGAACCUUCAGGCUAGCUCCUGUCCUACCCUCCUGGCCCCACCGAGGCCUUAACACUUUUCUAGGGGCGGAACACUGCCUCCGGGCCUCCCCUGAGACCACGCUCACUGGUGGCUUCUUCAUUGCUGUACUUGAACGGGUAGAGGUGCAAAGCUCAGUCUCACAGGCCGAAGUAUCAGCACCAGAACUGAGGCCCAGCCCAGGUCCAAAGAGAAAGAAGAGGCGGCGAAAAGCAGCAGCUGCUCCUAGCCCGCUACCUUGCACACAGCAGGAAGGAAACUGAUAACCGCGUCUCCAGCUGGGAAGAUGGAGUGGAUUUCCUCAUCCUUUUCGAGCCAUGUUCUUGCUGGUGAGAGAAGUGCG